This is a messenger RNA of Caenorhabditis angaria, 1102 nucleotides long. The record is from the annotation of a GenBank genome assembly. Lineage: Eukaryota; Metazoa; Nematoda; Chromadorea; Rhabditida; Rhabditidae.
AUGCAGUGGAACACUUUUGUUGAUGUGUUUCAAAAAAUCACCGCAAUUAUCUCAAUAUUCCUCAAUUGUAUCUUAACAUAUCUGAUCCUUAAAAAGUCUCCAAAACAACUUGGAUCGUAUAAAUUUUUGAUGAUCUACAUCUCAUGGUUCGAAAUAAUCUACUCAAUUAUUGAUAUUAUAACAACUCCAAUUUUCUUUUCUCACGAUUUCAUAUUUGUUGCUAUGGUAUACACUAAAGAUUCUCUAUUUUCUCAUCAAAUAUUAUUGAUAUUAAAUGGUAUUUAUUGCUCAUGUUUCGGAGCAUCAAUGGGAAUGUUUGGCCUGCAUUUCAUUUAUCGCUAUUUUGUCUCGUAUGGUUCACAAUUUCUGAAAACAUUUGAAGAUGCCCGGAUUCUUAUGUGGAUGAUGAUUCCUGUAAUCUAUGGAUGUAUUUGGGGAUUCACAUGUUAUUUUAUAAUCUCGCCUACCGAAGAAAUAAAUAAUAAAUUGGCAGAGAAACUUUUGGCAAAUUUCAGUUGGGAACUUCAAGAUAUUGCCUAUCUUGGUUUACAUUUUUUCGAUCUUCAAGCUGAUGGAACAUAUAAAGUGUAUUGGUAUUCAAUGGUUGCUGUUCUGGCUGGAAUUAUUAUCAUAGUCUCUUCACUCGUUGCGAUGUUUUAUUGUGGUGUUCGAUGUUAUUUGAGACUCAAUAAACUGAUGAAAAUGGGAACCGAUACUUCACAGAAUACGAAAAAUAUUUCGAAGAGAUCUAGAAAAUUGCAAGCUCAAUUAUUUUACGCGUUAGUUACUCAAACAGCGAUUCCAAUUUUUCUAAUGCAUAUUCCAUUUUCAAUUGUGAUUCUUUUCUCAUUCCUUGGGAAAGAUUUGGGAAUAUUCAGUGGUAUUGCAUCAAUUACAAUUGCCUUGUUCCCAGCAUUAGACCCUCUCCCAACAAUGCUCAUAAUUCAAAGUUAUCGGGCCACUAUUUUAAGUAAGUUGUUCACGGUCAAAGUGAGAAUAGCCGAUAAUUUCAAAAUUUUAAGGUUUCUUGACUUGUUCAAAGAAAGUUCGUGCACAAGUUACUUAUCUUACAAGUGCUUCAACAAUCGAAGUGAAAACCUGA